Molecule: messenger RNA, 1387 nt
Organism: Cyphomyrmex costatus
Lineage: Eukaryota; Metazoa; Arthropoda; Insecta; Hymenoptera; Formicidae
Exons: 3
Coding region: 398-1387 (329 amino acids)
Biological process (GO): regulation of regulatory ncRNA processing; siRNA processing
Cellular component (GO): cytoplasm; RISC complex; RISC-loading complex
Molecular function (GO): siRNA binding; double-stranded RNA binding
Source: RefSeq, a predicted model, not a curated record
UUUGAUACAUUUAGACUUCUUGUUCGUUAUUAUUUUAUUUCCCUUUGGAUUUAGGAAAAAGCUGAUUCAUCACAAUUAAAUAUCCUAGACCGGUCAAUAUUCAAAAGAUUUUUUGACUGAAGAUAAUCUUUGACUUCUUGAAACUAGAGAGCCUAUUAUAGGCUCUACUUGAAAGUCUUGAAACCAGCCACGUAGUUUUUUGUCAGUAACUUGAGCUCGCCUUUCAUAUAGAUGUUGAGGUAUUCGAAGCGAAAGCUCAGGAUGAUGCUUUAAGAAGGCUUCGAACCAGUGCCUACCUGGUCUACCCUUAGUGAACGGAUUAUUCCAUAUAGUCACAUGGAAUAAUCGAAAUUGCGUCAAACAAUUUCAUCCUACAUUGUAUUGUCAAUGUUAUAAGAUGGCUAAGUCAGAAAUUAACAUAUUACAAGAGCUGUUGGUUAAACAAGGAUCUGUACCUAUUUAUAGUUUUUCCGAAAAAAAAAAUGAUUACCAAACACAAUUUAUAUGUGACGUGAUUUGUAAACAAAUGAUAACAUCUGGUACAGGAAGAAGCAAAAAAGAAGCCAAGCAUAAUGCUGCAAGAAACAUGUUAUCACUAUUGGCUACAAAUAAUCUAAUUUUGUUACCAGUAGUUACUUCAUCAAUUACAAAUGUACCACAAAACUCUGCAAAAGUUGACUACACUCCAAAUAAAGAUGAAUCACAAAACUCUGCAAAAGUCAACUACACUCCAAAUGAACAUGUAUUACAAAAUCCUACAACAGUUUACAAUACUCCAAAUGAUCAAAUACUACAAAAUUCUGCAAAAGUCUUCAACACUCCAAAUGAGCACAUACCACAAAACUCUGUAAAAGUUUCUGACACUCCAGAUGAAUACUUCAAUAAUUACAUUGGAAUGUUGCAAGAGUUUUGGAAAAAACAAAUACCAACACAAAACCUUCAGUAUAAACUUCUCUAUGAGGAUGGAUUAUCUCACUCGAAAAUAUUUGUUAUAGAAGUCAGCUUGGGAUCACUAUGUGAAACAGGCUCGGCAAAUUCUAAGAAGACUGCUAAACAAAACGCUGCAAAAAAAAUGCUACAACGUCUGAAUCCAGAUAUAAUAUUUAAUAAAAAUACACAUAAGAUCGAUAUGCAUGAUAAGAAGAUACUUAAGAAUAAAUUAGAAGAAUUAAAUACCAAAAUAAUAGAAUGUGCUAACAUUAAAGAAGAUACUUCAUCAGAGGACAAGAAACGAUCAGAAGAAGCAACGUUGCUCUAUCUGAAAUCUACUCAAGGAAUCAAUAGUGGCACCAACGUUCAUUUUCGAGCUGCGGGAACUACGUACCACGAGAGCGAGCGAGACAGCGAGAAAAAAAUUAACGACGACGUAAAAAUAUUCCCUGAAUAA